AUGAUAGAGUAUGUUUGGUGCUGGUUUCAUUAUUUCUUGGGAAAUGAUGACUUGGUAAGGAAAAGUGCUACACGGACGGUGGUUUCUCGUCAUCAAGGUCGUGACGUCCCCGUUAGACUUGCACAAUGA
Molecule: messenger RNA, 129 nt
Organism: Colletotrichum truncatum
Lineage: Eukaryota; Fungi; Ascomycota; Sordariomycetes; Glomerellales; Glomerellaceae
Source: RefSeq, a predicted model, not a curated record